Messenger RNA from Tachyglossus aculeatus (Australian echidna), 810 nucleotides. RefSeq names its product olfactory receptor 2G3-like. Lineage: Eukaryota; Metazoa; Chordata; Mammalia; Monotremata; Tachyglossidae. Gene Ontology annotation, cellular component: membrane. The record is from RefSeq and is a predicted model, not a curated record. Gene Ontology annotation, biological process: G protein-coupled receptor signaling pathway. The coding region runs from base 1 to 810 and encodes 269 amino acids. Gene Ontology annotation, molecular function: olfactory receptor activity. The transcript is spliced from 7 exons.
AUGAAGGUCGCCCUGAGGAGUGCGCUGGGAAAUGCCACACAUCAAACACAGUUCUCCCAAUUCCAGACGAAACAAGAGCCAGGGUUGGAAAGAGAGCCUGCAGCCAUAAGAAUUGGGAUCUGGACGAGGAUGAUGCGGAAUGGAAAUUCUUAUGAGGACUUUGUCUUGGUGGGCUUCUCUGCUCAGCCCCAGUUAGAGAAGAUCCUCUUCGUGGUUGUCUUGAUCUUCUACCUCCUAACCUCCCUCGUGUACUUCUGCUUCACCACAAGCUUUGCCCCCCAGCUUCUGUGGAACCUCAAGGAGCCCUCCAAGACCAUCACCGUGGUCAGUAGUGUGGUCCAGCUUUACGUCUCCCUGGCCCUGGUGUCGACAGAGUGCAUCCUUCUGGCCAUCAUGGCCUCAGACUGUUACUCUGCCGUCUGCCUACCCCUUCACUACACCACCGUCAUGCACUCACGACUGUGCCGGGCCCUGGUGGCCUUAGCUAGUGAGAUCCAGCUCUUCGUAGGCACUUUGGUCCUGAUUCUGCUGCCGUUGAGCCUGAUCAUGGUGUCCUAUGGGUCCAUUGUCCGGGUCAUGCUGAGGAUCAAGUCUCCCCAGGUCUGGAGGAAGACCCUGGGCACGUGCGGGUCCCACUUCCUGGUGAUCACUCUCUUCUAUGGGUCAAUCUUGGUGGUCCACAUCUGGCCCAACAGCUCCUUCUCUGGGACUUCGUACAAGUUUCUGACCCUCUUCAACACAGCGAUCCUUAGCUCGAUGUGGGCAUCGGCCAUCAACAGCACGUCUGCUCCCAAGGAGCUGACACUCUAA